AUGCUAAGGGAGUUAGGUGAAAUGGAUUAUGAACAGGGAAGCAGGAAGUCAGGUUCAUGUUCAUUGCAUGGGAUUGAUGAAGUGGAUUCGAAAGUUACACAGGAACUUACGGAACAUAUUCGAAUUACUUUUUCGGAUUGUUUAGUUGAUUACGCUGCUAAACCUUGGGUACGGGAACGUUCUGCAGACGAAUGGAUUGAGAUAUUUGAAGGUGCAGCCAUUUUUCAGGGUGAAGAUGCGUUGUUGUGGGGUCGGUUCUUGGCUUGCAUAUAUAGGGAACCCAGGACUAAGAAGUUAAGUUGUUUAUUUUUUGACAAAUUAGGGGUUGUGCACUUGAAUUCUCUGGACUUGUCAUCGUCUUCACGGUUUUAUCCUGCAAUUGAGAAUUUAAUACCAGAAUACAGGACGCAGAAUGUGCGAAAAUGCCUUGCUGUAGGGCUUUUAAAGAAGUUUGCUUUGAUUAAUCCUUCGGUGGUGAAAAAGAUUCGUGAGGAACUGCCUUAUGAUUAUGAUCAGACUGCUGCUGGCGAUUUAGCCAAUGCGUGUGAUUUGGUAGGGUAUUGUACUCCUAGUGAUUUAGGUAAGAGUCUUGUUAAUUUAGGGUUUUUACAGGCCAGAUUUAUACAGUCUGUUUUGCUUGAUGUUAUUUAUCACAACAAAGAGGAGCUAGUCAAUGCUAACAAUCAAUUGGUAUAUUACUUGGGGGAACAGCUAGAGCAAUUAUUUGAUCCGCUGACGGAAUACUCUCCUGAACAAACAGAGUCUUGUUAUAAACCGCCAGACUAUGAUCUUAGUCCUCAGGUUAGCGACGGAUCGCUUAUAGUGGCAAUUUGUAAAGAACUGCUUCAAGUACAGACAAACUUUACUAUGUCGUUAGUUGAAUUUCUACAGAAGUUUCUAAUCCCUUUGAGAAUUGCUGUAUUAAACGAUCAAGUCCCAGGACUUUCAACACUCAAGUUGAAUAGACUGUUCCCCCCCACAAUAGAUGAGGUAACAAGAAUUAAUUGUAUCUUCCUUGAUGCCCUGAAAGCGGCUACACCAUAUGGUUCCCUUGAAGUGAUUAAGGCAUGCGGUAUAACCAUUCCUUAUUUCUACAAGGCUUAUACAAGGCAUGAAGCCGCAACAAAAAACUUCAAUAAAGAUAUCAAGCUGUUUAUGAACAAAUUUGGCAAGAUAAUACCAUUUCCUAAUGUUUACACUCAAGUAAAACUUGAUUCUAUAAUAAGAGGUCCUCAAGAGAAGUUAACCAAAUUAAAAUUAAUAAUUGAACGAUUACAUGAGAGCAAGGAGUGGGGUUCUGCAGAGGAAUCCAGUGAAGCCGAAAGAAAUUUCUCUUCAAUAUGUGACGUUAUAGAUUCAUUUGGCAAUAAUGAACCAACCGCAAAUGCAUAUAGCACUCGAGUUUUCACUCCAUCUGGAAAGAUCCUAACAGAAUUGGCCAAAGGUUGGCCUCCUGAAUUGCAAUACAGAUGGUUGAAAAGACGAGUCGUAGGUGUGUUUGAUGUUGUUGCUGUGAAUAAUGAUUCUAGAAGAGAUAUUUUAGUUAUCUUCAGUGAUUACAUUGUAUUUUUGAACAUAAUCAAUGGAGACCUAUACUAUAUGGAUGGCACGAAUAAGCCACUAAUAUCCGAUAUACUCAUGAAUUCACUAAUUAAUGAGGUUCAAUUACCACCACGAAUCCCAACACUGCAAGUUAAUUCUCAUAACUAUAUUGAUGAUGUUGUGGUGUCCACCUUCCAAAAUAGUAUGAUUAGAUUUGAUACCUUGAACAAGGAUAAAGAACCAACAUCAGUAAUCUAUAAACUAGCCUCUUCAUCUAUUAGCCCUGCAUAUGUUGCAGAUUUGUGUACGAAGGCUAAGAUACUAGAAAAGGACACAGCGUUCCAUCUCUUCAAGGCAACUUCGGGUAAAUUUCGUGUUUACUCCACCGCUCAUGAGCUAGAAGCCUACAAAUCUGAAACAAUUAAAUCAAAUCUUACACUUUGUCUAAACAUUGAGCCAUCAGUUGACCUCCUACAGGAAUUUGGUGCUACAGUUGGACUAUUUGCCACUUUAAAAACCAAUGGUAACGUUAAGAUUGAAAGACUUGAUAUCAAAGGCAAGCUCGAAGAAACUACAGUAUCCAUAGAAAACUUUCUCAACCUGAUAAUUGAAGAACUUGUUUUGUUUUACUCCUCUUACUUUUCAAGCUCUGAAUCCCCAUUGUUCCCAAAGUUAUUGAAGUUGAAUGAAAAUUUAGUCAGAUCCAUUGGCCGUAAUUUUAAUGCUAAAAUUCGACCAGGACCUUCAAAAGCUGUUGUUCAAGGGUUGGGUAAAGACCCAAAAAGUUUAUUUAGGGCCGUUCACAAGAAGACUAAGUCUUAUGCUACUAUAUCAACGUUCAAGAGUGAUAACAGUGAUAUGAAAGAUAUUCCAAUGUCAGUAAAAUCAGCUGACAAUGAUACAAGUAGACAUCAAAAAGGUCGGAAAGAUCCACGAAGAAAAAAUAAAAGAGAAAGCUUUUUUGGUAAACUUAGUGGCUUAUUUCAAAAGAAACGCCCUACAGAAAACAAAGAGAAAAGUAAACAACCAGAAGUUAGGAGCAGUAAUAGGAACCCAUAUCUUGCAUCUAACGUAAGCUUAGAUAACAUUAAGAGUUACUUUUCAAGGGAUGAUAAACCAAAAAAAUCCAUGUACGAUGCAAUUGCUAUUGCAAAACAGAACAGGAUUUCUUCAGUAGCACGCAAUUCUAUUGUAGUUCUCCCUAAGGGAAUUUCAACUAAUAUUAUUAUUAGCGAAGCCAAGGAGUCUGAAGAGCAGGACACAGUGAAAAGUCCGUCAGAUAAAUCAAUUAAGGACAGUAUUCUAGGAUCUGAUGUUAUUGGCCAGACAACUAUCACUGAAGAUACCACCCAUAAUACGGAUCUUAGACCCAGGCGGCAAUCACAAUUAUUCAGCGGAGAUUUAUAUGGUGACCUAAUACCUGCUCUUCGAGGCCAAAAUACAGAUAUGGAAGCAACAUCCAGAGAAUCAUUAGUAUUGGUGAAAAGUCAAUCUAAUCUUGCUUCAAAGCUGGAAUCUCCAAUAAAGGCAGAAAUCCAAUCAAUACAUUCGGCUGCUGCACAAUAUGAUAUUCAGAAGAUGCAGAUCGAGAGAUCUCCAUCAUUCACCGAGUUGUUUGGGAGCAUGAGGCUAGUUCUCGAUGACAAUGACGAUAAUGCGAACUGGAGAAGGUUAUCUAGUGAAAAAUCUUUGAAUGGGAAGUACCGAAUAAACCCAACUGAACGUUUAGAACACGAAUUUGAUUUGCUGCCUAAUUCUGUAAAGAACCCCAGUAAUGAUAAAAUGGUAAUCAUUCAAAGCACGUCAGUAGCCAAAAGUGACAGGGUUUCAAAACCACCAUCUAUAAAAUCGGAGUUUCUUGACUCAACAUUGAAUAAAGAAGUUACUGUGGCCAACGUUAAAUCGGCGACUAAUCAUACUCAAACUGGAAAAUCGCAGAGAGAAGAACAGGUAUCAAGUGCUUUAAGAGGAAGAGCAACUCAUUUGCAAAUCCCCGAAUCUACUGCAGUUCAAACAAAAUCUAAUAAAAGAAGUAGAUCACCUGGGUUUGUGGUUACGAAAACUUCACCCACAAAAAUAUGGACCAGUGAGAAAUUAUAUUCCAAGAUUUCUGAUGUUAAGAAUGAAACCACUGAUGCUUCUGUGGUAUCAAGUCUAAGGAAGCCUAACCGCAGACUAUUUGAACUAAGCAUUAAUUCACGGGAGGACUUAAAUGAAGAGCAGAUUACUUCUAAUACGGGACAGCCCGUUAAGCACCGCGUGGGUUCCCAGAUGAAUCAAACUAAUUUUUCUGAAGCAAUUACUACUGAGAAUGGAAAAUCUAAUUAUAUGCUCUCUCGUGAAGUAAUUGACUUAACCCAUGACGAAUCUGGUCGUCCCAGUUACAUCCAAAACAAUCAAGCGCACACGUCAACGGCAGCAUCGGAUGCACUCUUAGAUGAAUUAGACUUCAGUGCAUUCCAUAUGAGUUUUCAAGAAACCUCAAGUGAUGGAAUAGUAACACCUGGUGGUAAUACUCUACCUAAAUCACUUUUGACUACCAAUACAGCGGCUAAAUAUAUGUUGCCCCAAGAGCCCAUAUUUUAUAGGCUUCCAGAAAACAAGGUAGAUGAUCCUUACAUUUUCAACCUGAAACGUGAUCAAAUUAAAGUCAGCACCUCAACUUCGAUUCCAAAGGCUAUGGAUGAUGCUCUUUGGGUUUCACCUAGCAAAUUGGACAUAUUUGAUCUAAGUAAACAGCCUGAUAGUGUUUACCGAAGGACUAAACUUCCAGAGACUAACGGUUCAUUUUUGGGCCGUUUGGCUAGAGAUUCUUCUGCUAUCCUCGAUAAUCCUUUAUUGGACAGAGACAGCUCAUACAUGUAUUUGAGUAAGUAUGUGGGCACUGACGAUAUCGUUCUGUGUAUGGAUGAAAAUGAAGAUGAUACAGCUGCCGCAAUGCGUAAUCCAAAUGAAAAACCCCAGCGCCUAACUUUCAUUCCUUGA
Molecule: messenger RNA, 4527 nt
Organism: Eremothecium cymbalariae DBVPG#7215
Lineage: Eukaryota; Fungi; Ascomycota; Saccharomycetes; Saccharomycetales; Saccharomycetaceae
Gene: BUD3
Product: Bud3p
Exons: 1
Coding region: 1-4527 (1508 amino acids)
Molecular function (GO): guanyl-nucleotide exchange factor activity
Source: RefSeq, a predicted model, not a curated record